Lagopus muta (rock ptarmigan) is the source of this 2979-nucleotide messenger RNA. It is a transcript of the gene GLCCI1, whose product is annotated as glucocorticoid induced 1. The record is from RefSeq and is a predicted model, not a curated record. Lineage: Eukaryota; Metazoa; Chordata; Aves; Galliformes; Phasianidae. Bases 488 to 2116 code for a protein of 542 amino acids. Gene Ontology annotation, cellular component: cytoplasm. The transcript is spliced from 8 exons.
GUCGCGGCCGGGUGUCGGGUCUGCGCGCUGCCAUUCGGCGGUGGGUCGGCGCGGGCGGCGGAUGGUGCCGGCGGCGGCUCUCGGUCGCUGGCGGGGGACGGAAGCUGGAGCCGGCCGCGAACGCCUCUCCUUCCCCCGGCCCUCCCGUUCCACCUUCUCCGCGCGCUCUCGUCGCGCCCCGCCGCCGUCUGCUGUGAGCCGGCGGCGCCGUACGAUGUGAGCGGUCGCGGGACUCGGCAGCGCCCCCGGUGCCCACGACGCUGGGGCGGGCAGCGAUGGCCGGAGCCCGGCGUGGGAGCAGCCGCCGAUAAGAAGCGCCGGGGGCAGCCGGGCGGCGGCGCGGAGACUCCCCGGGGCCGGGAAGCGCCGCUCCCGCCCCGCCCCCUCCCCUCCUCCCCCGCGGCUGGUGCAUGCGGGGCGCCGGGGGCAGCGCUUGGGUCCUUCCCCCGCCGAAGAGCGUGAGCCGCUCGAGGCCGCACCCCCCACCAUGUCCUCGUCGUCCAGCUCCUCGCAGACCCCCCCGUCCCACCACCAGCCUCCACCGCAGAGGAUGAGGCGCGGCGCCGCCGGGUCCCCCACCGCUGGUGGCGGCACGACCGGGGGCCCCAGCAACGGGGGCGGCGCAGCGGGGAGCAGCCGCUUGCUGCAGCCCAUCCGAGCCACCGUCCCCUACCAGCUCCUGCGGGGCAACCAGCACAGCCCGACCCGCUCUCCCUCCGCCUCGGUGGGCAGCAACACCGGGCCGGGAGGGGGGCGAGGCGGCAGCCCGCCGCCCCCCAGCGCCACGCCGCCGUUGUCGGCGGGAGGCGGCGCGGCCGAGGCGGGCAGGGUGAAGGGCCGGCAGCGGCGCUCGCCGGACAGCGGCGGCAGCAGGAGGAGCAGCUCACCUGAGAGACGCAGCCCCGGCUCCCCCGUGUACAGAGUGGACAGGCCAAAAUCCCAGCAAAUCAGAACUUCUGGUACCAUAAGGCGAACUUCUUCUUUGGACACAAUUACAGGACCUUACCUCACAGGACAGUGGCCACGUGAUCCGCACGUACACUACCCUUCAUGUAUGAAAGAUAAAUCUACUCAGACACCAAGCUGUUGGGCUGAAGAAGGAGCAGAAAAGCGAUCACAUCAGCGCUCAGCAUCAUGGGGAAGUGCUGAUCAACUAAAAGAGCAGAUUGCCAAAUUGAGACAGCAGCUUCAGCGCAGUAAGCAGAGCAGUCGUCAUGGUAAAGAGAAAGAACGUCAGUCACCUCUCCAUGGCAACCAUAUAGCAAUCAGUCAGACUCAGGCUUCUAUUUCCAGAUCAGUCCCUAUGCCACUGUCAAACAUUUCAGUGCCAAAAUCAACUGUUUCACGUGUGCCAUGUAAUGUAGAAGGAAUAAGCCCUGAACUGGAAAAAGUGUUCAUUAAGGAAAAUAGUGGAAAAGAAGAGAUAUCCAAGCCGUUGGAUAUCCCUGAUGGUCGAAGGGCCCCGCUACCUGCUCACUAUCGUAGCAGUAGUACACGAAGCAUUGACACUCAGACUCCGUCUGUCCAGGAGCGCAGCAGCAGCUGCAGCAGCCAUUCACCAUGUGUGUCUCCCUUUUGCCCUCCUGAAUCUCAGGAUGGGAGUCCUUGCUCAACAGAAGACUUACUCUAUGACCGUGAUAAAGACAGUGGGAGUAGCUCACCGUUGCCCAAGUAUGCCUCAUCUCCCAAACCAAACAACAGCUACAUGUUCAAACGAGAGCCCCCAGAGGGAUGUGAGCGAGUGAAGGUCUUUGAGGAAAUGUCGUCUCGUCAGCCUGUCUCAACCCCUCUCUUUUCAUGUCCUGACAAAAACAAGGUUAAUUUCAUCCCAACCGGAUCAGCUUUCUGUCCUGUGAAACUUCUGGGCCCCCUACUUCCCGCUUCAGACCUGACACUGAAGAACUCUCCAAACUCCAGUCAAAGCACAGCUUUGAGCAGCCUGACUGUUGAGCAGCUUUCGUCUCGGGUCUCUUUCUCAUCUCUGUCAGAUGACACCAGCACAAUGGACUCUACAGAGGUCUUGGUACAGCAACCAUCCCAGCAGCAGCAGCAGCCUCUUCUGCAAGAAAUUCAGACUGAAGAGCAUUCCUCUCCUCAGAGCUAUGCGCUAAUCUAGACCGAGGUGUGGAGCAGGCCUCUGCCCCAAAGCAAGAUUGAGGAGGUAACAGUUCAGUUCAGAUACAUCUGCAUGAGGUGGCAACCUUUCAGAACAAAAUGCAGUACUUAGCAGCAUUCUGAAAAAUAUCUCAACGCUGUUCUUGGCAGGGACAGAAUCCAUAUUCAGCAUCUUUUGUGAGAAAGCAGUGAUGCCUGCAGAAUCCAUAUAUCAUUAAGCGUUUUAAGUGGAGACUAUGCAUUUCAUAGUAUGUUUGACCAGAUUAGUACUGUGUCCUGUGUUCUGUUUCAAAUUCUACAGUAUAAAUAAGCUCUAUAUAUAUAUAAAAAAAAAAGAAAAAAAAGUUGCCUGUCUGAAUAGAAAAUGUCUUGCUGUGUUGUGUCCUAUGGAAAAUACUGUACUUCAGGAUUAUGUUUACAAUUGAUCCAGGUGUUUAUGUUUCUAACUUCUGUAAUACACACAAUGCAAAAAAAAAAAAAAAAAAAAAAAAGAAAAAAAAAAUGGCCACAGCAGUUGCACAGUGCCCACCCUAUGGCCUAGCUUCAGGUACUUCUCUCGAAGUGUAAACUCAGGUAACUUGGAAUGUAUAUCAUAUUGGGAUAUUAAAUAUUUUACAGCUACAAAGCUAAAGAGGGAACAUCACUCUUUUGCCUUUCCUUAUUUUAUGCAUUAAUAUUUCCUCAUUACAUUCCACUUUCUUGGAAUAAGUGCAUUCAGCUCCAGGUGAAUGGUGACCCUGGACGUGGGUGAACGUGAGGAGAACCAGCAAAUCUGUGAUGAAUAUCACUUUGUCAUGUGCUUACAAGCAAAAAAAAAAAAACAACUGUUGCAUUCACUGUCAUUUCAAUAUAUGUAAAAUGUGG